Physeter macrocephalus (sperm whale) is the source of this 246-nucleotide messenger RNA. RefSeq names its product uterocalin-like. The transcript has 2 exons. The record is from RefSeq and is a predicted model, not a curated record. The coding region runs from base 1 to 246 and encodes 81 amino acids. Lineage: Eukaryota; Metazoa; Chordata; Mammalia; Artiodactyla; Physeteridae.
AUGAACCUCCCGCUGCUGGCCGUGCGGCUGACCCUGCUCGGCUGCCCCCAGGCCCUGCACUGGGGGCCCCAGGACCCCAACUUCAACGAGACUCUGGAAGCCGCGGGCGUCAGCGGCGAGCGGUUCUUGGCAGGGCUGGCCUCCAACCAACCCAAACUCCUGAAGGAGGACGAGGGCACGCGGCUGCUCAUCCACGGCAUCCAGGUGACACCCAGGGCCCUGCAGCUCCACCUGCACAGGAAGUAA